CUUGGCCUGCCCACGUCACUCCCAGCACUGCUACCGGUGUAACAUAAAAGGCGACAAGCAGAAGGAACGCCACCACAACGCCAAAAGGCAUGGUCAUAUUGAGGUGCAUUCCUGACCUCCAUUGCUUCCCUCCCCAGAGCUCCUGGUUUCCCACAAUCUCUGCGCUUGAUUGUAUUGGUAAAUAUGUUUUGGGGAGGAGACUUUUGCAUGACCACCCAAUUAUAGCACUUGUAGACUCAUGUAAGCACCCCGGUGAGGUCGUAAAACUCCAUGCUCACGCCAUUGUUUCAGGCCUAAUCCAAGACACUUUCGCCGCCAGCAGGAUUGUCAGUUUAUACAUCAAUUCAGAAUCUGGGGAUCUCCGUCAAUGCCGUCGCGUCUUCGAUAGCAUCAAUAGCCGAGAUGUAUAUACAUGGAACCUGAUUAUCAGAGCUCACGUGGAACAGAGCUCACCGGAGUCCGCUGUCCAAUUGUACUUCGAAAUGGUCGGGGAUUCUCUCAGUCCGAAUACUUAUACUUUUGCUCUCUUAGUAAAAGGUUGCAUCUUGAGCCGCCGGAUCGAUCUUGGGGAGUUGGUCCACGGCCAGAUCCUCAAGAAUGGUGCAGAAAAUGUGACCAUUGUGCAGAAUUCUUUGAUGCAGAUGUAUUGCACUGUUGAUCGAGUCGAAGAUGCUUAUCGGCUUUUCAUGGAUUGCCCAUGCACCGAUGUGAUAUCCUGGAAUACACUGAUAGGUGGGUAUUCGAGGAUUGGCGAGGUGGAGAGGGCGCACCAACUGUUUGAGAAGAUGCCCGAGAAGAAUCUAAUCUCUUGGAGCGCAAUGAUUGAUGGGUAUGUUAAAAACGGCAGAUUCAUGGAGGGCUUGGAUUUGUUUAGGGAGAUGCAAUUCAUGGGCGUGAGGCCUGAUCGAGUGACUCUUGCAAGUGUCCUUUGUGCUUGUGCUAACUUGGGUGCCUUGGAUCAAGGGAAAUGGGUGCACAAUUAUAUUCAGAAGAGUAGAAUGGGAUUCAAUCUGAUACUUGGUACGGCAUUGGUAGACAUGUAUGCUAAAUGUGGCUGGAUAGACACUGCUUAUGAAUUGUUUAAUGAAAUGAGGGAGAAGGAUGUAGUUCUGUGGAAUGCCAUGAUUGGGGGAUUGGCAAUUCAUGGUCAUGGAAGGAAGGCAUUGGAACUCUUCACGAGGAUGAGAAGUUCCAGUGUGACGCCAAACGAGAUGACCUUCAUGAACAUUUUAUGUGCCUGUAACCAUGCUGGUUUGGUCGAUGAGGGUAAAAAGUACUUUGACUGUAUGCAGAACAAGUACGCAAUUGAACCAAGAAUCGAACACUACGGAUGCUUGGCCGACAUGCUAGGCCGAGCAGGGUGCCUUGAGGAGGCUGAAGAAGUCAUAAGAGACAUGCCUAUGAAGGCACAAGCUUCACAUUGGGGUGCUCUAAUGGCUGCUUGUAGAACACACAACAAUACUGAGGUAGGCGAACGAGUUGGUAAACAUCUGAUUGAGUUAGAACCAGAAGAUGGGGGACGAUACAUUGUCUUAUCAAAUGCUUACGCUGCAGCAGGCAGAUGGAAAGAUGCUUAUGACGUCAGACGACUAAUGCAAGAGAGAGGAGUGAGAAAAGAUCCAGGGUGUAGCUUCGUUGAGUGGAACGGGGCCAUUCAUGAAUUCAUUGCAGGUGAUAAGGAGCACCCAGAUACAAUAGCCAUAUAUAAGAUGUUGGACUAUGUGGAACUCAAGCUGAAGGAUGCUGGAUACGUUCCAGAUACAUCUCAAGUGUUGAUUGAUAUAGAUGAUGAAGAGAGAGAGUUGGUGCUCUCACACCACAGUGAGAAGCUGGCCGUUGCAUUUGGAAUGAUUAGAAUAGCUCCGAAUAUUCCAAUUCGUGUUGUCAAGAAUCUCAGGAUCUGCAGAGACUGUCAUUCCGUUAUCAAGUUCAUCUCCAAGGUAUUUGAUCGCAAGAUAAUUGUGAGGGACAAGAAUCGGUUUCACACUUUUGAGAACGGGUCAUGCUCAUGCAUGGGUUACUGGUGAAAGUGGAUAACUCGUCGUUGUUCCGUAGAGCAGCUGGAGUUGAAUGCUGAGCAUGGACAGAUGGUAUAAGAUAAAAGCUGCUCAAAUUAAGAAGUUACGGCAAUGUUAAUCAGAAAAUUGAAUCAACAUCCUCUGCUUGAUUACGUAUCAGAAACUGACGACCGUGGACUUAUUGGCUUUGGAUGGCCGAUGUCAAAUCCAAUGGUGGAUCAGGCUCGAGAAAGAUGUUGGUUGUACUGCUAAAGCGAAUUUGACUUUGGAUUUUGUAAGCCACCACCCCUAGCCUCCCCAGUUGCAUUUGGAAUGAUUGAAAUACCUCCGAAAAUUUCAGUCCUGGCUGUCGAGAACCUCAGGGUAUGCAGAGACUCAUUCUGUGAUUUUCUCCAAGGUCUUCGAUCGCCAGAUAAUUGUGAGGGACAACUUUGACAUCGUAUCAUGCUCACGAAUGGAUUACUGGUGAAAGUGGACAGGUUGUGGUUAUUCCAUAGAGCAGCAGGAGUUGAACGCGAGCAGAGUAUGGACAGAGAGCAUUAGCAUACAAAUUGCUCAAAUUAAGAAGAUUAGUCAAUGAUUUCAUCAGAAAACUACAUCAACGUCCUCUGCUUGUUUAUGUUUGAGAAAGUAUAAGACCGCGGACUGAGCUGCUAAAGCGAAUUUGACGUCGGAUUUUGUUUCCGCCAGGCCUCCACUGCCAGUCUUUUCAAAGACAUCCCACAACAUUACAACGGGGAAGAGAUGAUUAGCAUAGACCCGACGCAAGGAUGUGAUGCAUUGUAGGCCCUGCACGCCACUGUCAGUAAAAAUCAAACUCAGUAAAAAGUCAAACUGGACGUUCCGUUAUUGAUGCCACAACAGUCGACUGUUCAAAAAUCAAAAUCCUAU
Nymphaea colorata (pocket water lily) is the source of this 2909-nucleotide messenger RNA. Its product is annotated as pentatricopeptide repeat-containing protein At5g66520-like. Gene Ontology annotation, molecular function: protein binding; zinc ion binding; RNA binding. The transcript has a single exon. Gene Ontology annotation, biological process: RNA modification. The coding region runs from base 90 to 2027 and encodes 645 amino acids. The record is from RefSeq and is a predicted model, not a curated record. NCBI's taxonomy places the organism in Eukaryota, Viridiplantae, Streptophyta, Magnoliopsida, Nymphaeales, Nymphaeaceae.